AAAAUACGGCCGAAAAGUAAAGUGGAUUGAAGUUUAUUUUGAUACCCAUCUCAAAAAGGAAAGCAAAAAGAAGUAUUGGGCCGGAGAGCUGGACAUUAAUAGUCUUGCGGGAUUUGAGUUUAUUUUUGAAAAAUCAAGAGAAAUCUAUGUAAGUUAUCUUUAUCAUUUUUGAAUAAUUAGAACAUUAGCGUAUUAAGUUUUAGUACAACAACUAACAAUUUGUUUCCAUAAUUGUAGUUACGAUACCGAAGUGAUAUGAUCAAGUUGCAUGGGUCGGAUCUCAACCAACAUCCGGAUGAUCUUGAUGUGUGGGCGAGAGUGGCAGGAGAUAAAAAGGGCCGGAUGUUCGGGGUAGGAUCUUCAGAUCCUAAUUUCGUGAUAACUGGGAAAUUGUCUACAUCUACCGAAUCUAAAUUAUAUGUUGAUGCUAUAAGGUCACAAGAGGAGGUUGAAAAAGUCCGAGUUGAAAUGGAAAAGGAACUUGCAAAUGAAAGGGAUGCGAGACAGGAGUUGGAGCAAAAAGUGCAACAGAUGGAAAAAGAAAUGAAAGAAAAUGAAGAAAAGAGGCAAAAACAAUUUGAAGAGUUUAUGAAAAAAUUCCAGCCUCCCGUUAGUCAGUAGCAGUAGUUUUUUAAUUAUCCCGGAUCUUUAUGUUUAACAACGGUGAUUUUGUGAUUGAAACGGGCUCGGAAUUUUUGUUACUUAUUCCGAAUCUUUAUGUUUAA
Messenger RNA from Helianthus annuus (common sunflower), 725 nucleotides. RefSeq lists its product as uncharacterized. The record is from RefSeq and is a predicted model, not a curated record. The coding region runs from base 256 to 621 and encodes 121 amino acids. NCBI's taxonomy places the organism in Eukaryota, Viridiplantae, Streptophyta, Magnoliopsida, Asterales, Asteraceae. The transcript is spliced from 2 exons.